Gastrolobium bilobum is the source of this 3879-nucleotide messenger RNA. RefSeq names its product LRR receptor-like serine/threonine-protein kinase RPK2. The record is from RefSeq and is a predicted model, not a curated record. Gene Ontology annotation, molecular function: protein kinase activity; ATP binding; receptor serine/threonine kinase binding. Bases 162 to 3581 code for a protein of 1139 amino acids. Gene Ontology annotation, biological process: protein phosphorylation. The transcript has a single exon. Lineage: Eukaryota; Viridiplantae; Streptophyta; Magnoliopsida; Fabales; Fabaceae.
ACAGAGACUUGAGUGUUGUUCUUCCUUGUUCUUCGUCUCUCUGUCUACCUUUCCCCUCAAUUUUCGGAUUAGGGUUUUCAGAAAAACCCUUUUUCUCUCUUCAACUUCAGUGGAAAAAAAAGGGGGAAGAAGUGUUUCAAUUCGUUUUGGUUCUGUAUGAGAUGUUUCGUUCUUCUCCAUCUUAUCCUUUUUCCUUUACUCGAUUCUACUUCCUCUUCUGCGUACUCCUUCUCCUCUUCGCAUCUCGAAACGACGCCGUUUCGUCCGAUUCGGACAAAUCAGUGCUCCUUCGCCUGAAAAGCUCACUCUCCGACCCCUCCGGUCUGCUAUCCACGUGGAAUGCCGGCGCCGGCGGUGAUUCCGACCACUGUUUCUGGUUCGGCGUCCUCUGCGACUCGAGCUCGCGCGUCGUCGCGCUCAACAUCACCGGAAACGGCGCCGCCGCUGCCGGCGGAGGUAAACGAAACUCUCACCCGUGCUCCGAUUUUGCUCAGUUUCCGCUUUAUGGGUUUGGAAUUAGGAGGAGCUGUGAGGGUAGUAAUGGUUCUUUGUUUGGGAAGGUUUCGCCUUUGAUCAGUGAGCUUUCUGAGCUUAGGGUUCUUUCCCUUCCCUUCAAUGGGUUGGAGGGUGAAGUUCCUGAUGAAAUUUGGCGUAUGGAAAACUUAGAGGUUAUUGAUCUAGAGGGGAAUUUGAUAACCGGGUAUCUUCCUUUUCGGGUUAGUGGUUUGAGGAAUUUGCGGGUUCUGAAUCUCGGGUUCAAUAGGAUUGUUGGGGAGAUACCAAGUUCAAUUUUUGCAUCUCUUGAGAGUUUGGAGGUUUUGAAUUUAGCUGCCAAUGAAUUGAAUGGUUCUGUUCCUGGUUUUGUUGGAAAGCUGAGGGGGGUGUAUUUGUUGUUUAAUCAGCUUGGAGGGGUUAUCCCACCAGAGAUUGGGGACAAUUGUGGGAAACUUGAGCAUUUGGAUUUAUCUGGUAAUUUAUUAGUUCAAGGGAUUCCGGCGAGUUUGGGUAAUUGUAGUCGGUUGCGGACGCUUUUGCUGUAUUCUAAUCUGUUGGAAGAUGUUGUUCCGGCUGAAUUUGGCAAUCUUAAGAACCUUGAGGUGUUGGAUGUUUCGAGGAACACUCUCAGUGGUUCUGUGCCCCGAGAGCUUGGGAAUUGUACGGAGUUGUCUGUUCUUGUGCUGUCGAAUCUUUUCAAUCCACUCGGAGAUGGAGAUGUUGCUGGUGCUUCGGUGGGGAAACUGAUUUCUGUAAAUGAUGAGUUGAACUAUUUUGAAGGUGCAAUGCCUGCAGAAAUUAUGGCGCUUCCAAAGCUGAGAAUAUUGUGGGCUCCUAUGGUAAACCUGGAAGGCAGUUUUCCAGGCAGUUGGGGUGGUUGUGAUAACUUGGAGAUGAUCAAUUUGGCUCAAAAUUUUUUCAGUGGGGAGUUUCCAAACCAGCUGAGUAUUUGCAAGAAGCUGCAUUUUCUUGAUUUAAGCUCAAACAACCUUACUGGCGAGCUUUCUGAAGAACUUCAUGUUCCCUGUAUGACUCUGUUUGAUGUUAGUGGGAACAUCUUAUCUGGUUCAAUUCCUGAUUUCUCCAAUAGUAACGUUUGUCUCCCUGUUACUUUAUGGAAUGGAAAUUUGUUUGAUGCUGACAACAUGUCCCCUCCAUAUGCAUCCUUUUUUUCAUCAAAGGUUCGUGAGAGAACCCUUUUACCAUCACUGAGGGGAGUUGGUCUUUCAGCUUUUCACAACUUUGGGCAAAACAACUUUACUGGCAUUCAGUCAUUGCCAAUAGCACGUGACAGGCUCGGGAAGGCAACUGAUUACGCUUUUCUUGUUGGAGAAAACAAUCUUACGGGACCAUUUCCUACGUAUCUAUUUGAGAAAUGUGAUGGAUUAGAUGCAUUGCUUUUAAAUGUCAGUUAUAAUAGGUUAUCUGGUCAGAUUCCUUCCGAUUUUGGUGGAAUGUGCAGAUCAUUAAAAUUUCUGGAUGCAUCUGGAAAUCUGUUUGCAGGACCAAUUCCCCUUGCCUUCGGGAAUUCGGUCUCUCUUGUUGCUCUGAACCUCAGUAGGAAUCAGUUACAAGGUCAGAUUCCCACCAGCCUUGGGCAGAUGAAGGAUCUGAAGCUUCUUUCUUUGGCUGGUAAUGAGUUAAAUGGCUCAAUUCCUACCAGCCUGGGGCAGUUGCACUCUUUAGAAGUCUUGGAUCUUUCUUCGAACUUCCUUACUGGUGAGAUUCCAAAGGAUAUUGAGAACAUGAGAAAUCUGACCGAUGUUUUACUCAAUAACAACCUCCUUUCUGGACCUGUUCCUGCUGGUUUGGCAAAUGUCAGUACGCUCUCAGCAUUUAAUGUGUCUUUCAAUAACUUAUCUGGAUCCUUGCCAUCACAUAGUAACUUGAUUAAAUGCAGCAGUGCUGUUGGGAAUCCAUAUCUAAGUUCCUGCCGCGGGUUAUCUCUAACUGUGCCAACAGCCAAUCAACCAGGGCAGGUUGUUGAUGGUUCUAAUAUUGUUGCACCACCACAAGCUACUGACCAAAAGAGUGGGAAUAGCUUCAGUUCUAUUGAAAUAGCAUCUAUAACUUCUGCUUCGGCCAUUGUUUCUGUUCUUAUUGCCCUGAUUGUUCUAUUCUUUUACACACGGAAGUGGAAUCCAAAGUCCAGGGUUGUUGGUUCUGCGAGAAAAGAAGUUGAAUUGUUUGCUGAUAUUGGGGUCCAAAUAACAUUUGAAAGUGUUGUCCAUGCCACGGGAAAUUUCAAUGCAAGCAACUGUAUUGGGAAUGGAGGAUUUGGGGCAACCUAUAAGGCAGAGAUAUCGCCAGGAAACUUAGUGGCAGUCAAACGUCUGGCAGUAGGACGUUUCCAAGGUGUUCAACAAUUCAAUGCAGAGAUUAAGACCCUUGGAAGGCUUCAUCAUCCAAACCUUGUCACUCUGAUUGGUUUUCAUGCUUCUGAGACAGAGAUGUUUCUUGUAUACAAUUAUUUGCCAGGUGGUAAUCUGGAGAAGUUCAUCCAGGAGAGAUCCACAAGGGCUGUGGAUUGGAGAAUUCUUCACAAGAUUGCAUUGGACAUAGCCCGUGCACUGGCCUAUCUGCAUGAUCAGUGUGUACCUCGUGUUCUUCAUCGCGAUGUCAAGCCCAGCAAUAUCUUGCUGGAUGAUGAUUUUAAUGCUUAUCUAUCUGACUUUGGAUUGGCUAGACUUCUGGGAACUUCGGAGACCCAUGCUACCACUGGUGUGGCAGGAACAUUUGGAUAUGUUGCUCCUGAAUAUGCCAUGACUUGUCGUGUUUCUGAUAAGGCUGAUGUGUAUAGCUAUGGUGUGGUGCUUCUAGAGUUGCUCUCAGACAAGAAGGCAUUGGACCCUUCAUUUUCUUCUUAUGGGAAUGGUUUCAACAUAGUUGCAUGGGCAUGGAUGCUACUGAGACAAGGCAGGGCAAAGGAGUUCUUCACUGCUGGGUUAUGGGAUGCAGGACCAGGAGAUGAUUUGGUAGAGGUGCUACGCUUAGCAGUUGUGUGUACUGUUGAUUCUCUCUCUACCAGACCUACAAUGAAACAUGUUGUAAGAAGGCUUAAGCAACUUCAACCCCCAUCAUGCUAGCCCCUUGUGAGGCUUUGAUCCUUUGACAUUAAUCCUAGAAAUAUUCCCACUUGUAAUUUGUAAUUUGUGAUUUAGCAUUAUUGGGUCCAUGUUUUUGUAUUUGCAUUAGGCUGAGUUCCCAAAUUGUACUUAAAUCGCCUUGUACAUUUUAAUAUAGUUGUGCCCCCAAUUUUCCACGCUCUUUUCUAGAUUAGGCUAGGGGACUUGUUGAGAUUCUGCAUAAGAAUGCAGAUAUUUGAUUUCCAUGCCGUAUACUUCUUCUGUUCCAUAUUAUUUGUUCAAUAAAAUUAUAGAAUAG